This is a messenger RNA of Anguilla anguilla (European eel), 2350 nucleotides long. It is a transcript of the gene cygb2, whose product is annotated as cytoglobin 2. The record is from RefSeq and is a predicted model, not a curated record. The transcript is spliced from 3 exons. Gene Ontology annotation, molecular function: heme binding; iron ion binding; oxygen binding. Bases 368 to 910 code for a protein of 180 amino acids. Gene Ontology annotation, biological process: oxygen transport. NCBI's taxonomy places the organism in Eukaryota, Metazoa, Chordata, Actinopteri, Anguilliformes, Anguillidae.
CUCACUACUCACUGCUCUCUCUCGCUCUCUCUCUCUCUCUGACUCUCACUCUCUCUCUCCCUCUCGCUCGCUGUCAGGUCUUCACAAACACAGAAGUUCAGACAAGAGGCAGCUCCUGAGCCAGAGAGACGGAAUUAAAAAAAAAAAAAAAAAAAAAAAAAGGGGAAUCAUCUCGGAGGAGCAAGUUUGCGAAAGAGAAAAGAGCAGAUAGACAAAGGGGAGAGGGGUGGGUGGGGGGUAUAUUUGGGUCGCUCUCUUUCCUCCUGGAUCUGUUUUUCCACCUUCCGUCCUCCGCCUGUGACUUCGCCGCUUCGCUGCCCUUUCCUUCGGCGCCGUUGCUGGGGAGGAUUCGCCGCGGGAGCGCUGGAUGGAGGAGAAGGAGCAGGGCGAGAGGGAGAUGGAGCACCGGGAGCGCGCGGAGCCGCUGUCUGAGGCCGAGCGCGGCAUGAUCCUGGACACCUGGGCGCGCGUCUACGAGAACUGCGAGGACGUGGGGGUGUCCAUCCUCAUCAGGUUCUUCGUGAACUUCCCCUCGGCCAAGCAGUACUUCAGCCAGUUCCGCGACAUGGACGACCCGGAGGAGAUGGAGCGGAGCACGCAGCUGCGCAAGCACGCGGGCCGCGUGAUGAACGCCAUCAACACCGUGCUGGAGAACCUGCACGACCCGGACAAGGUGUCCUCCGUCCUGGGGCUGGUGGGCAAGGCGCACGCCCUCAAGCACAAGGUGGAGCCCAUGUACUUCAAGAUCCUCAGCGGGGUGAUCCUGGAGGUGCUGAGCGAAGACUACCCAGACUGCUUCACCGCGGAGGUGCAGAGGGCCUGGACGAAGCUGAUGGGCCUGCUGUACUGGCACGUCACUGGGGCGUACGCGGAAGUGGGCUGGGUGCAGCUGUCCAGCUCCGCGGUGUGAGCAGGACGAAUUUUAACAGGAGGGAAAUUUUGGCAUCUCGCAGCGACCCCCCGUGUUACAGGUGUGACCUAGGGGGCGGGGGGCGGGGGGGGGGGGGGGAAGCGGGAGGGAGGAGAGAGUGGUUAGGAAUCAGGGAGAGCAGCUGCUUUUUUUUCGGGAAUUGUUUUUUUUUUAGAAUCUCUACCGUGUUCUGUCCCUCCUUCCCCACUGUCCAGGGGGCCAUUUCCUUGUACUCACCGAAACAUCGCGCGUAAAAAAAAAAAAAAAAUCUGCGUAACCUCUGAGGUGUCGUCUGUGUCGUAUACAGUGAGUGUAUGUUUAAGUGUGCCCUCCUUCAGAACCCGUAGCCAGCGGCUGGAGCCCCAGGACUUUAAACGAACUCCAGCUACCGAGGACAGAGCUCACCUGUAUACCUGUCACACCCAACCUGUACAUGGCUUUCCACUGUCUUUCUCUUUUUUGCACAAUAAAUGAAUGCAUGCACACACGUACACACACACACACACACACUCACACACACACACACACGCACACAACCACUCGGUGAGAAAAGUGCGGGGACAAUAACAGUGAUGAAGAGGCAGGCUGGAGAAUAGUGUGACGGCGCGGCUUUUUUUGCUGUGAUUGUGGAUUGUCUCGCCUGAUUGGUGCGCUUAUCCAUUGUUAACCUGUUGCCCGUGACGAUUCGUACGAAGCCACGGGACUCUGAUUCACGCAGGCGGCAAAUUGGGGCUCAGCGCUACGACCGUUCGCUCAGCGCGGACCCCCCGAAAACGUCUCUGCGGCAUUAUCCUUUUUUUUUUACAAAACGCAUCCCAUUACACGCUUCGCGAGCCAGAGCGCAAACUCAUUAAAAAAAGGAAGCUGGCCACAUGGGGGGGCCUUUUUUCCGAUCUGUCAAUUUAAUAACGGCGUUUCGCAAAAAAAACUGGAAAAAAAUCUUUGACAAAAAUGUGGUUUUAAACACAGCGGGCGAAUCGCGUACCGAAAAUAAACAUCAAACGAAAACAGAAAAAAGCGGAAUCUGCAGCCGCCGCCGGCAGAGCUCCGACGAUCCGCGGCGUGUUCUGCCAUUUCGUUUUUUUUUGUCGCGGCUGAAAUUCCCUCGACGCCGGAUUUUUAGGCGGAGCUGGAGCGCGGCCGCUCGCGCUUCCCGUUCCCGGGGCCCCGGCCCCUUCUCCCCUUCGUCAUUUAGCGCUAACGAGCGGGUAAUGAGUCCCGGGGGCCGUCCAUCAACGUCUCCCUCCCCGCCCUGCUCAGGAAGCCUGCUGUCUGCGGCGCUCCGCUCUUAAUGGGAGAGGAGGGGGGGGGGGGAAAUUGGACAUGAUUUGUGCCUCUCUCGCUGCCAUUUUGCCAGGUGAUAAAUUAGAAUCUCAGACGCCGAAAGGCCGACGGUAUUUUCGGUGCCGCGCGAGCGCGAACACAAACGCGAGCGCGCGC